AUGGAAGGCCAUGCAUCGCGCAAGCGCCCGCUUCAGCCUCCCUCUUUCGACAAUAAUACCCCACCAGAUGGGGUUUCCAGUGAAGAGAAGCGGAAUAACAAUGCUGAGAUGGAGGCUGCACCACGUGAAAAGGCUGUUGUUGACAAGCCUGGGAAACAAAAUGGGUCUGGCCCGCGACGCAAGGCCGCACCCAAAGUGGCGCAGACACGAGUUACCGUAGGUAUGCGUUUGAAGCGGUGGAUCAUCACUGGUCGGAUUGGUGCCGGAUCCUUUGGUGAGACGUUCACGGCUGUUGAGGUGAAUAGGGAGAGGGAGGGCGGAGAGGAGGAGGACAUGCCGGACGACGCGGUGGCUAUGUCCCACAGCAAUAUUAUCCUCACUGAUAAAACAGAGGUUUGCAUCAAGGUGGAGCAAGAGAACAAGAAUGUUUUGCGUGUAGAAGCCGCCGCCCUCAAGAAGUUGCAGCCUUGUCAACAAGUGGCACGCUACUUGGGGAGUGGAAGCACAGGUGGCAUGAGCUUUUUAGUGAUGCAACGACUGGGACCCAAUCUAGCGGAGCUGCGCCGACGGACACCCCUUGGGACGUUCAGCGCAUACACGGUAUUGAAGAUUGGUUUAUCGUCUUUGCAGGCCAUUCGGGGUGUUCACGAAUUGGGACUGGUACACCGCGACAUUAAGCCAUCGAAUUUUGUGAUUGGUUUGGAGGAAACAUCGGAUCCACGAACAUGCUACCUCAUUGACUUUGGGUUGGCCCGUCGUUACCGUCGUCUUAACGGCGAAGUGCGCCCUCCGCGCGAGAACGCUGGCUUUCGUGGGACGAGCCGCUAUGCCUCUUUGUCCUCCCACUACCAGCAGGAGUUGGGUCGUGUAGAUGAUAUAUGGAGUCUUUUGUUCAUGCUGAUCGAGUUUGCCACGGGGACGUUACCCUGGCGUAAAUACAAGGAAAAGGAGGAUAUUGGUCGCUGCAAGGAGGAAGUAAUUGGCCCUGGGCUUGUUCAAAACUUGCCUCGAGAGUUCCGACCAUUUUUGGCGCACCUGCAGACCCUACGUUACGAGGACGAGCCAAGCUAUGACUUUCUGGCAUCCCUCAUGGAACGCGCCAUCGAGCGCCGCGGCUACCCACCGAAUAAGCGCCUGGAUUGGGAGCCGGAAGAAGGGACAAACUUUCGUGUGGAUCCUCAGAAUCAAUCUGGACAAGAUAUGGGCCCUAACAGGGACGCUUAUCGUCGCCGUUCGUUGGAGAGAAAACCACCAAAAAGAGUGAAUGGUGAAGACCCUCUUCCAUCGCCUCUUCCACUUCCAGUCGUUCCCGUGCCUGAGGCUGUGAACCUGAGUGUGAAUCGCCCCACUUUGGCAGCGCGCCUGAUGCCGCCCUCCCCACGAACGGAAGAGGAAACAGGGUAUGCUCGCAUUAGGGUAAGUGAAGUGAAUGUGGAGAGCGCACUUUCCAACCAAAAGGAUAUGACCGACGCUGCCCCAAGCGCGGCGGCGGUAGCGUCCCAGCCGCCUAGUGCCUUGGUGUGUCCCACCCCUAACAGCAAGGGUGGUCAGGUCUCCUCCGAAUGGAGGUGUGCGAGUGCUGUUAUUGGGGAAAAUCAACAGGCCUCUCUCAAAGAGAAGCACAGCUCCGAUAAUAUUACGGAGAUUAUAGACGUGGGUGUGGGAUUUUCGCCGCGCGAAGGGGGGGAAAGCAGUAUGGUAAAUGGGCGCCUGGGAAAUAGGGAGCUAUCACCACCAGCAGAGGUGCCCAAUAAAGCUCUGGCGGUGCAGCAUGCGCCAGAGUCGACCUACUUACAACAGAAGCAGCCGAAUGAACCCGGGAAGAAAAGAGUUUCGUUUGCUCUCAAUGAUGAGGUGAUGCAAGAUGAAUCACCAAGCCCACCGCGAGGUCGAGGGGAACUAAGAAAGACGAAAAAAAGGGUCAAAUGUGAAUGUGAUAUCAUGUGA
Trypanosoma grayi is the source of this 1947-nucleotide messenger RNA. Its product is annotated as protein kinase. Gene Ontology annotation, cellular component: nucleus; cytoplasm. Bases 1 to 1947 code for a protein of 648 amino acids. Gene Ontology annotation, molecular function: protein serine/threonine kinase activity; ATP binding. The transcript has a single exon. NCBI's taxonomy places the organism in Eukaryota, Euglenozoa, Kinetoplastea, Trypanosomatida, Trypanosomatidae. The record is from RefSeq and is a predicted model, not a curated record. Gene Ontology annotation, biological process: signal transduction; peptidyl-serine phosphorylation.